AUGACACUUCCCAUAUUUUUCUGUUUAUCGUAUUAAAUUUUUCUGCCGCAUCGCAAAAAUAAAAGAUUUUAUCCAAAUUUAAAUGUUUUUAUAAUUGAAAAAUUAAUAAGGCAACUAUUUGAACCUCGCUACGUCAAACAAAAGACAUGACAAAAAGUUCUUGACCUCAUUUGAUUUCAAUUAAACCAGCAAUAUUGUAUCAUCACUUUUCACCACGGCCAUGGACCAAUCAUCGGCACCUACCGCAGGAACAUCUUCUUCAUUCGCAACAUCAGCCUCCCAUCAAGAAUCUUCAACAACAGGCGAAUUUGUCAUCAAAUCCGAAAAAGAGGAAAUCGAACAAUUAAAACUACCCACCGAAUGCCCAACCGAGCCUCCACUACCCGCCGAGGAAGAUGAUCGAAUUCCUCGGAUUAAUUUUACGUGUAGUUCUUGUGAAAUGAAUGAAAUGGUUCACUACAAAGGAACCGAACCACCCUUUGUUUUAGGCGUCAAACUAAUGGAAGAGAGUUACGUUAUGCGUGAUCCAUUCCAACAGCAUCCACCACGAUGGCGGAAAAAACCCGAGUUUUUCAUUUGUCUAGGAGCACAUUGUUGUCUCUGCGAUCGAAUAGUUUGUAAAGAUGCUGAAUGUAGUUUCUUUUAUGUGUCGACGUUUUGUUUGAAUUGUGCCAAAGAAGCUGUGAAAAGUUUUCCACUGGAGGUUCAAACAAAGCUGAGAAAACAAUUAGCCAGCGUUUAGAGAGAAAUUUUUUUUAUUGAAAUAAAAAACAAAUUAAAUUCGCAUUUCAAAUGAAUGUUUGUACAUAA
Molecule: messenger RNA, 810 nt
Organism: Eupeodes corollae
Lineage: Eukaryota; Metazoa; Arthropoda; Insecta; Diptera; Syrphidae
Product: cysteine-rich DPF motif domain-containing protein 1
Exons: 2
Coding region: 221-742 (173 amino acids)
Source: RefSeq, a predicted model, not a curated record